Molecule: messenger RNA, 21140 nt
Organism: Spirometra erinaceieuropaei
Lineage: Eukaryota; Metazoa; Platyhelminthes; Cestoda; Diphyllobothriidea; Diphyllobothriidae
Source: the annotation of a GenBank genome assembly
AUGACGCCAGCUCUCAAGUUGCAGCUCACUCGACGAGAUCCGGCCACACACGCUGCCAACGAUGGUGACGCAGCAAUCUGUUUUGUUCAUCGUAAGUCAUCUAUGGCAGUGCUACUCAUGUGACAGCAAGAUGGAUUAGAGUGUGUCGCUUAUUCGCGACUUCGCAUAAAAAACCAGUCGGCAUAAUCUUGCGCCUGAAGCAAUCGAAAAAAUUAAGCUACUCAUUGGAUCUCGAAUAUCCUAGCCGAGGAUAAAGAAACCACCUUUUAUUGAAGUCCCGCAGACGUUUAGGUGUCUGCGCAGACGAAUAAAAACUCCAGAUGGAACUCUCCUUCAUGACUAACACAGAUGACUAACUAAGAGUUGUGGAUUAUACACAUCUCCCGUCCCAUCCUCAGACAUUUGUCUCCGCUCCUAUGAAUGCCCAGACAUCAUCUACCCAUUUCUCGAUAGUACUACAAUAAUGUAGGGAUCGCGACCUUUGCUGUCAAUCUGCUUGUUUGUGUAGUCGCAAUGGUUUGGUUAUGAACAAAUAACCACCAUCGGUUAGCAGCACCGUCACUCGUAACGAACAUAGAAACAUGUGUUUUUUGGUCUACGUGCCAAUUGCUACAUAGAGGUAGUGUAUUUCGAGAGUUGAUGCAUUUGGAUGUGUUUCUACAGCGCGUAAAAAUAUCUAUAAGUGUGCUCUCCCAACAUGCAUACCCCACGCUUCUAAAAAAAUUUAAAAGCCCUAUAUUUCAGACAGCUCAUAGAGAACCUAGGUUAAAAGAACUAUAUUUAACAAUCCCAAUCACCUUUUCCAAAAACUAACUGGCAGAACAAUUUUCGCGACACUUGCUAAAAAAAUAAAUAAGUUAUAUAGUAGAAAAGUGGCUAAAUUAAGUCCUCCAGUGCCAUAUUUUAAAGUUGGGGUUUAUCAGGUGACCUGGAAAGCCUGCAGGAGAAAACCAGAAGGACACAGCUUACGAAGUAAUUUCAGACGGUGGUCCAUGCUUAUAGGAUUUCCAUCCUACCUGAUAACACAAAAGUAAAGAGCCCAAUUUUUGGCAACCCCUGUAUGUGCGCAAAAAAUUGAACCUAACUAAUAAUUGUCUCCUGUACACUUAUAACAGGUACGUGACAGCAGGGGUCGAUUUAAGUGUAGUCCUUGGUCUCCGACAUAAUCCUUCACUGAUCUUAAUCCUACUUUUGUAUAUUGAUUUUCUCGUCUGAAUUGGCAAAAAUAUUCAAGUAACAUUAUUUUUGCAUGGUCCUACUACAUUUUGUAGUCAGUGUGUCUACGGAGAAGGCGUUGAUGGGUAUAGACAGUCAUCCCCACAGUUAUCAUGCCUACUAUUAUCCAAACAUAGUCUUAGGAGUGCAGGAAACAUAUUUGGGGAUGUAAAAAGCGCAAUUUAAAGCAUGUCAGACGGCGUUGCGGAUAAAGGUGUUGUACGAAGUGCGAGGACGUUUUGCCAAAUAUGCACGACUUGACAUAAGCCCUAGAUUAAAUUGAGCUCGGUUUGCAUAGCAUAGUCAUAACUAUCGGAAGACAGUUGAUGCGUUCGCGUCUAACGGAGUUUGUUAAAUGUGGGAGGAAAUUUGCGUGAUCGACGUGGUCUGCAUCAAUAUGAUUAGGCCUACGUGAGCUUCAGCGUCAGUUUUUAACCGGACCACGUUGCAUGCUGUGGUGCAUUUUGACUCUGAAGCACACUAAGGUGUGUUGAAUUUUCCAGCUGUUUUUUCUGCAGCGUCAGUGAGACUUGGCAUCUGAUUGGCAAUGAUAAGAUUGUUUCCAUAAUCCAUAUCACCACAGAAGUUUGCUCAGCUUUUUUUGUGGACACCGCAUGGCCUAUUAAGCUGUCAUAUAUAGGACGACUUUAGAUAUUCUGUUCAGGACUUUACCUGGCACUGCCUAUCUCACAUAAUACAUGAUUUAUGCGGCUCUGGGGGGAAAUGCUCAAAGUUUCGCAAAGAGCGAAUAGGACUGGCUGGGCACCAGAGCCAUUUGAUUUUCGUCUGUAUUUUGGGACUCAUGCAGUAAUGCAUCGUCAGAGAUGAAAGCAGCAGCGGAUAAGGCGACAUUUGCCAAUCACUAGCACAAGCGUGGAAAUGUCUAUGCAGGGCUUUGCAUACCGGUGCCAAAUCGAUACAUCGGUUGACCGAGUUCUCAUCCGAGUCUCAGGAUUCCGAUGUUCGACCAGUAUACUCUUUUUUUACUUAUGCAGACACGUUGAAUUCAUACAUCCGCCCCCUUUUUCGAGAAGUACUUGAUUUUACGAACGAAUUCUCCAUAUUUUUCGCCACGCAAGCAAACACGUGACUUGAUAGAAUCAUACAUCAAAUGCUGUUUGUGCCCCACACAAGCAGUCCUCGGUUAGGUUCCUAACCGCCUAUUAAAAUUUAUGUACGGGUUAUCCGAAAAUUCUUUUUAAUUCCCGCUGAUAGCUGAGUUAAAGUUACGCUCUAUCCGCAUCUGAUCCAGUGGACUUAUAAUAGCAUUCAGGCCAGGUUUUAAACUUGAGAAAUUUUACUUCCAGCCAAAUGGGACACCGCCACAAUACAAUCGUGCUCUUCAGUUUUACCUUGAUGAGGUGUUGCCAGAGAGAUGGACGGGAUGAAAGGGUGUAGCGAUUAUACCAGAUUUAGUAAUUAAAGGCCUUUUUAUGCGGAGGCCCAAGGCGUAAAUUCCGCAUUACAAAAGUGGCAGCAGUCGCCAAAUUCGAGUAGUCAUUGAAAAUGAAUGUUCUUAAAUAUCAUACGAGCUGCCUCUUGAUGUAUGCGACUCAAUCGCUUGGAGUUUUCAGUAGCACCUAGACAAAACGGACGACCGUUUGAAAACAAGCCUUAGCGUAACAAGCAGACAGUGUAUGUAGAUUAUAUUUAACUUUGGACAGGAAAUAUAAUUAAAUAAUUAAUCAGAGCGUGUAUACAUUUUGGGCCACCAUGUAUGUGCAAGCUCUCGGAGUAAGUCAACGAGAGUAUUUUCGGCUGCAUAAAGGUCGAAAUGUUCGAACACACAGCGGCAUAGCACCUUGUACUGGAUUCAGCAAAAGGCACAACAACGAUAAAUUCGCAGUUUACUUGCCUAAAUAUAAUCCUCUGCGAAUCUGCGAGGCCGUUUUUUGGACGGCUUGACAGCACAGGGACGAUAUAACUGUGGCAGUUUAUCUUCUUGCCUCAAGGUCCUUGACACACGAUUGCGAUCGCUGUGAGCGCAGUAGAUCUUGUAGGAAAGUUCCGAACUGGAAUCCGAAGAAGUAGAAAAGGAAGAAUGUUCGCCACACUGGAUAGCUACAGGCAACUUUACUCUGCUUAUCGAUCUCUGCGAUUUCCGGCAUUUACAGGAAUGGUUGGGCCGAUGGGAACAAUGGGUGUGACGGGUGUGGGCUUUCCCUGAGUGUUUACAAGCGCAAUUGGCCUUUGUUUGCGUCGCCUUUGAUAUGUGUGGCGGAAUGACCCCAGUCGUUUGGGGUUCUCGAAUGGCCUGGAUCUUUUCGGAUGCCCGAUAGAAUGAGUUAUGCUGGUGGCCGCAUUGACACUGACGGUCUGUCUGGACUGCAGCGACUGCGGUAGCCUUAGAAAUUCGGCAGCCAUUUGGACCUUCAGUCAUUCCGUCAGCUUUGGGGCUUGACGAGUGCCGAAGGCAUACAAGUAUGGAGGGCGGUACGUGCACAUCCUGGGAGCGAGAAUUUCGUACGAGACCAUCCGUCUGUGUGCAUAUACACCUGCCUGGGGCUUGAUGUUCGUCACAAUGACCAGUACUGACAAAUGUAGUCUUGCACGCAACCUCUGAACUUAGGUUCGUUGGUCGUGUAGAGCGUUUGAUAGUUGGUUUUUGAAGAACAAUUGGUUUCCGCGUUUGAGCUGGCGGUGAAUGUGACUGCCUACCAUCACGAAUAUUUUCAGGGUGUGUCUUCAACACGUCAGUUUCACUUCCAUUUGUUUGGGGUUCCGCUACAUCAAAUAAUACUUGGUUAUUGGAACGUUGAAUAAGCUUCCUAAACACAGACAAUUGCUUGGAAUUUUCAAAUCUGAUAAUAAUAUAUUGUCCCUGGGAGCGUUUUUUGGAGAGAAUGAAACAGACACCAGGAUAGUCGGUCAGGGUCACAAAUUGGACUAUGUUUUUGAAGCGGAUGUCAGGGAGCUUAGCUUCAUUUUUUGCGAGCUCGAAGCGUAUAUUGUCGGAGUAUAUGUGCGUUUCAUAUUUGUCCACUGUACUUUUUGUGAGAGCUCCGCCGGUCAUUAUCUCCGAAAUCUGGUCUAGUGUGAAGGCUUCAUGAUCAGGCAGACGUGCCUUGUCAAGAGCGAACACCGUUGUCACAAGUUUCGGCUGCUGAGAAUCGAGGUCACCGGUGCCCAUCGUCGACAAGACUCCUGGAAAAACUGAUGACGCGCUGAAAUAAAGAACAGAUAAUUGACUCAGGUUUCUUCAAAGCGAAGGAAAGCCCAGUGAACCUAUGCGGGUGUUGCAACUUGCGUGCACGCGACGGAGAGGGCUUGCCGUCUUCGUAUUCGCUGACUCACAUCGAAUGACAAGCCGCGGCACAGACAUCAUAAGAAUCGGAUAGGUCUGCUGAUAAACACAAAAAUAGCGGUAACUUCAGUUACGAGGAAAUGCUCCCUGAGAAUCCAAGUAGGUCAACAAUGAACAGCGUCCCUACCUGAAUUUGGUUGACUUGUUUGCUCGGAUAAAAUGGGCUGUCAACAACGAAGGCUAAAGUUUGGCAGCUUAUAUUUUAGAAGCAAAUAAAGGACGAAGAUUUUAAGCAAAUGAGUACCGGAAGUUCUGCAGAGUGACAGUUAACUCGUACCUACCGACGGAACAUAGGAGAAACAAAUUCCAGAUUUUAACUAAAGAGAACAACCGGAAUCUAUAUAACCACUAUUAUUUUUGCAAGUUUUAGACUUAAUGGGCUAUUCGUAUGUAAAACUUUAGGAAGAUAUCUGGGCAGACGUGGGUGGGUGUUAAGUGGGCAGUGAAAUUUCUCACCAGUCUGUUUUACUCUUCACUGGAAAAUUUCAUUCUCUCAAGUUUCCACCUAUAGAGAUGUCAUCAAAAGCAUGAAGAGAAACAUCAGGAUGCGCUGGCAGUUAUUACGCGGAAAGUCGCUGUCUUUGUUCGUUGAAAUAGAGGUCCAAGAAAAAUAGACGGUGUCAGAGUGAAAAUGAACCCUCAAUAAAAACGAGAGAAACUGGACCAUUUUUUGCUAAUUUCCCACUGACGUUCAUAUUGCAAACAAUGAGGAAUAUUGGUUACUGGGGUAAAACCGCCUUAAGUUGAGGUGUACUUGACUGACGACGAAAAAUAUGCGAGAAGUGUAUAUCCCAGGUUCCUUCCGCAUUACUGAUUCACCACUGAUAGCUCCUCGACGCGUGAUCGCUUGCAAGCGUUUGAAGCUGCAGCUACGAAGACAGGGGGAAAUUUUUACAUCAUCCUGUUAUCGUAUCUUUUUGACGAAAAUCAGUCCACUUUGACUUUCGGGUCCGUAAAAUUUAGUAAUUUAGAGCACAGAAAUUUCUCCAUCUCUCUGUUACUACUGGUUCGACUGAAACUGGACAAAUUACUUCUUUCAACUAAGGUAGUAAUUCCAAGCACGUUUUCGGAUAAUAGCAUAGGCUAAUGCUUUUAAACUAAGAAAGGAAAUCAAGUUAAUCGUCUAAGAACUUGGGGAUUGCCUCGAUGCAAGGUUACUGGCAUUUAAUAAAAAUCACAAUUUUAUUGGUAGCGUAAACGUCUCAGUCAAGUCGAAACCAGUUGGUCACAAAGUUACUUACAUGAUUUCGUUUUUUCAUUCAACCAGCUCACCUAAAAAGGUCAAAAAUUAAAUUUGCGAUCCAACUCGACCUGACAGGGGCAUAACUGGGAGACCGAAACUUACCUUUAUAUUUUCGAUUGCUUAUAAAUGAAUUUUUUGUCAAUUUCGGUAAAUAUAAAAUUGUAUUGCUUACAGAUUCAGCUUUCACGUUUUUUGCACAAACGAAGGAUAAAGGUCAAAAUAGAUAAGAAAUCCUUCACAAAUUACCUAGCCAUUUUUAUCUUUAAGAGAUUGGUAUUUUUAAAAAAAACAUUACACGUUUAUGUGACCAUUGCCAUAUGAUGAAAAAUUUGGGAUCAAAUGCUACUUCUGAACACCUGAAUAAAACGAAACUCGAAAGUCAAAUAACAGGAAACCCAGUAUCUCUGCCGCGUUUAAGCCUAAUCAAAUGAGUAUUUGCCAAAUAGCCAAUGCUUACCGAUCGAUGAUUUUGCGAAGAGCAAGUAUUUGCAUUAUUUAUUGUAAUUAUUUGUUUAAGGCCGUGCUAUUUUACACGAGAAAAGGGAAAACUGCUUUCUGGGAUGCGUGCAUGGUUUAAUUUCGCAGAGGAAAUAUACAUACUUAAUUUUGUCGGAACGAUCGAUUAGGCAAAAUUACUGUGCGAAUGGUCGUGGUGUUUGGCAAAAAUAUGAUCUUCUUUGCCAGGAACAGUUAGAUGUUAAAGGACAAAUCUUCUUCGUUUACUUAUUUCUGUUAAAACGAGAAAACAUAUGAUUUUGGACAUUCGGUGAGGACUUAUACAUUCAAACACAAAAAAUAUGUGCACAAAUUUUAAGUUAGGCUUUUAAUAGAAUGGGCAGCUUAACAGAAACUUAAGGUUUAAUUGAGUUGGACUUAAGUUCCACUUAAUUCAUAUGUGGAAGUAUGCAGACCUGUAGUUAUGUAUACUUCCAACUGCGUGGAUGGGUAAUUUUUAUAAACCUUCUUUACCCACUGCGUACGUUCCUGGUAAUAUAAUAUUCUCAUAUUGCCUCAGUCGAGACCUCCGGAAAGACUUAUAUAUACUUUUUAGGAAGCCGCGCCUUUUAACUAUGCCUGGAAAGGACAAACAUCUUGAUUUUUAAAGGUUUGAUAGUUCUUAUAAAUUGUAUCGUUCCCAUUGGGUUUCCAAACUGCAGGCUGUAUAUGUAGUUUCCUAUUAGUGAAAAAUAAUAGGAAGAAAACCUUUCAUGCAUUUCUGCGGCGGUUCUUAAAUCAGUGUGAACACAAAAGAUUAAUAAAAUGACUAGCUAACUGAGUUACUGCGCAGAAUUUGCAAGAACAACUAAAGAAACUAACUCAAAAAGAAGAAUGACACUCUGAGUCGUUUAACUUGAGCUUAUAUAACGUGCACAUAAAUGCCCAAAGUUAACUUUUUGGAAACAAAUGUAAAAAUAUCAUCCGUAGUUUCUGUUUUUACGACACCACAAUUAAGUAAAAGAGACCGAAAAAACACUUUCUGAAAGGUUUUAGGGCUUUAUGCUUCCUUUAAAUUGUAUCUCAAAAUGAUUUAUAUGAAUUUUACAAAGAUCUUAAAAGAAUUCGGAGACAAGCCCGCAACAUAUGCGAACACAGAGAGCAUCGCGACCACUAAGUGGGAGCGCUUAAGACGCGGAAAUUUCUCUGCUGAUUUCGAAAAUAAAUCUAAAAGUAUUUUUAUGGGAAAUGGAAGCCCAAACUGAAAUGACGUGCAAUGCAAUAAAUCACUUGGGUAGUGGUUAAAUUUGUCAGCAUGAUCCUUUUGCGCAGCUACGAAAGUCUUUAGGAAUGAGUUUGAAUGUAGACACCUUUGUUGUCCGUGUCUGUCUUCACUGCAAGUCCGGUCUACAUCGAUCAAAAAGAAAUAUCCUUUUUAAGUAGCGUAAGUGAGGAGAAGGGAUUAUUAAUUUGGGUCUUUCUGUUUCGAAAUGAACAUUUAAAGGACAUAUAUAACUGUUCGUCAUAAGAGUCUUACCCGUUACCAGAUCUAUAAAAGUGAGACGCUGCGGCGUGCGGCGGUUUAUGUCCAAAUGUCCUCAUUUACCUGUAUGGCUCGUCAUCCGUGCCUAACAUAGGGACCGUCAGUUAUGGAAGUAUCGUUUUGACUGCAAGGAUUGGCCACUCAAGAGGAUGAACGUAGCGUGAAACUCCUAUGGGGUGUGAUUGUAUUGUCGCAUCUUCCAGGUAGAGCGAUGAAGGUUGCUUGUCUCAUGAAAUGCUGACCGAAACUCGAGAAAUGGCUUUUGAUUGAAAUUUUUUACAAAGAUGGGGCUGCUACAGACGGAGAGACUAACCCUAUUGAGAAGUUUGCACAAUCGCUGAGGCAGGAGUUUUGCUCGUAUGAUAUUUCGAAUUCGUGCCCGGAUUCAGCAUCACAAAAACCAGCACACACGAGUAAUUCAUGCAUGACGGUUCGCAGUAUUUAUAGGAUGCAACCGCCAUGCCACCACAUACCUAUGAAAAUUAGCGACUCUUCCUUUAGAGAGGGCGGCUGCCCUUGGUGCGGUGAUCGAGUCGUUAGCCGUUGCUAUUUCAUUACCUGUAUUGAUGUUAGCGGGGUGUUUAUUCAACCAACUGGCUCGCCGACACUGGCGUUGUAAACAGCGUUCACCAGCGCGCUCCCCGCCAGAUUGACGACUUUGUUCUGACAAAGUCUCAGCACCGAAUAUGGAAUGGGGAGAUCGGUGUACUUGUUUAUACUGGGUGCCGGUGAGCCAUGACUCAAGCAGAUCGAGGCACAUCCGGUUGUCAUCCAUUGCGAGAAUUUCGGCCUCGUCGAAAUUGCAUGUGUAAUCGGGCCCGUCGAACGGACCGCAACCUGGGAGCUGACGUCGCUUCUUAACGCUAUUACCGCGUGUUCGGCCAUUCGCGUCACGAGCGAUCUUCCGGUUUCUCCGGCUUAGCUGUCUUGACUGCAACGACACCUGAUCCGAUAUGGGAAUCCGGGUGUUUCUUGUCGAGGCGGCAGUUCUUUCGGCCUCAUACGUGCGACCUGAUGAUUGCCUCCGGUUCGUGUCACUCCAAAUCCAAGCGCUGUCAGGAGGGGUUUGAUGGCCUCCGAGACUUUCUUUGCGUACUGAAACCCUCGCCAAACUUGAGGGUCAAUGAUAAUGAUUAUUAUGCUACAUAGCCCCAGGCUUUUGAGUUAUGGUGUUUUCAGAAAUAGGCAUAUCACUUCUUGUACAUUGCCGGUGGUAAGUUACGCUUUCAUUCAGUUUUUCAUCAAAGAAGGUUUGUUUUAUGAGUUAAGGAAGAUUUUUAGCUCCCGAACCACUCCGAACCCGACCUGUUAUUGAAUUUGUGUUUAGGACUUACAAAACACAGGCUGUGACCUUCCAUAUAGGCAAUCUAUUCAUUCCUCUAUGCUUUUAAGAAUAUCUCACUUAGUGUUUGUUAAGGUUCUCAAUGAAUUCGGAUCCUGUUCUAUAUUUAGAAGACGCUUUGAUAAACGGAAAGAUACGACGAUAUUUUGGAUAAACAUUUCAUGGUCUUAGGGUAUCUUGAAAUCAAAACAUCGUAAAAGAAAAGGUAUUUUAUGGAUGUUUUUUGUAAGAUAUAUUUGAAGUUUUUAGGCCAUCGGAAAUCAAAAAACGCACCCUAUUUAAUUUGUCAUCUUUUACAAAGUGUGGUUUUUACAGGCAGCCAGAGGGAAGCGCACCAACAAGCAGCCUUUCUGGCACGGUUUAAAUACCAUGGGAUUCUGCGACACGAUAAUCAAUAUAAGAGUUCAUCUAAGUAGUAUCUACAGAAGUUCAUUACGGACAAAGACACGGAAGACUGAAGUGAUCGUUUUUGGCCUGAUAGUCGUCAUCAGCCAGUCACACCCAACACUGAGGUAUGCAGCCCCGAGGCUCGAACUCACAACCUGUUGGUCAAAAGCCCAACGUUCUAACCAUUGUGCCACGGGCUUGUCCUGGCGGUUCUGACCGGAUAUAUUAACAACGGUAGAGGGGGAUCGCACCGAUCUCGUUGCGAAACUCACUCGUACCGUUGUGCCUAGGAGUUCUCAUUCGAGUCCUGCCAGCAGCCAUACAGCGGUGCAUAAUAUGGGCAGAAUAGCAUUGUCGACGGCUAACUGGUAAUAUCUUUUGAUCGAAAGCACGUUCCGGAAUUUCACUUAACAUUUCAUGCUACGUAAACUACCAUUUCUCCAAUCGGAGUCUAAUAGGCGCGCCUUCCGCACCCGUUUUACUCUGUGGUAAUGCGUCAGCUCACGACCUAGGAGGUCCUUUUGACAAGAUUACGCUUUGGUCGGAUAACUUAUCCGAUUUGAGGCUUGAAUAUCUCUUAGUUACCUCAUUUGUCGGCGAGGCGUCCAGCUGUACUUGUAAGCGCUCUCAAUUCCGAAUGUUCUAAUUACUCUAAUGAUGACCACUGGCACAGAUUUUGCAAAUGGGACAGCACCAUGAUGGUGGUCGGCUGGUUUUCUUCAUAAUGCGCCCUCGAAAACGCUGGUCCCUCUCGGGAGCAACCACACAUAUUCACCAGUGUUUAUAUGGCUCCGCUCGGCUGGCUGGACAGUUAGUGUACUCCAGCGAGUCUCUACCUACCGGGUGAGCUUUCGUACGCAACUAUGUUUUUGCUACAUCGGAUGAUUGCCGUUAAAGGUAAAGCACUUACUCUGUUUCCCAAUGUCCUGCAGAACGUUGUCACUAAGUAAUCGUUGUGCUGACGGCUCUCGAGGGCAUUUGAGAUGAUGAACCUCCUGUCCACUUCUCCAUCCUUGAUGAGACGCAAAUCGGAGCGACCGAGUAGAUUUGGUCCUUAAAAUACGCUAUCUUGCAUCGUUUGAGGAUUAAAGAGGUGUCGCCAUCAUAUGAAGUAAAAAGUAGCCCUUGUACGUCUGGACCACUUGCAUUUCGGGAACCUCAGAGACUAGCCCGGAAAGCAAGCACCUCAAUAGCGUGUUUUUGAUUUGUUCGUAGGCGGAUUCGUCAGAUGAGAAGGAGGUCCCUAGGCAAUGUUUCAAGAUUUUCACGGGGUCAUAAGUUUUAAGAUAGCAGUCGACGUCCUCACAGCGAUAACACAGUAGGUCGCCCGUUGACUUGACAACGAACGUUUGUGUAAUGGAUAUGACGAGGGAAGUGGUGUCGACCGACUAUGCCUCCCUCAUCUGCCCUACUUGCGACAUCUACAGGUGGUUUCUUACAGGCUCAUAGGUAUGUGGAAGCCAACGGAGAGGAGUACAGUAGAGACCCCCUUUCUUGCAAAGUUCGAUGCAUGCUGAACCCGUUAGUCUCUGGUGAUGGACGACCAUAUAUGUUCUUCGGAAGCCAAGACGCAAAUUUAAAACCGUCGUUAAUCCACCCCAGUAGUUUGAUUGACUGACUACCUGUUUUUGAAGUUUAGACACGAGUCUUGAACUUCGAAAUAGGAAAAUCCCCAAGGGAUAUUGGCCAUUUAACUCGAACCAUUUCAACUAUAGUGCACAUACAGGGUUCCUGUUUAAAACUGUUCGGCAAUACCGACAGGAAUGGAAUAUAAGCCUGAACUAAUUAAUAUGCCGUCGUAUACUAGUCUUCAAUUAUUACAUGUUGACUUCACUUACAUAGAAACCACUAGAGCAGCUGAAUAUUAUUAGGGGCGCCAAAAGCAGUGCUGUUUUUGUGGUCUUAAUUUAAAUGAUAUGUAUUUAAUGUUAAGGUUUGCUCCGUUUGCAGUGCAUGUCUUUGCAACUCAGUCAGGUUUUCAUUUUCAGAUUCCGAUAUAAAUUUAGGUUCGGAUGUGGUUUUGUAGCCCAACCUGACGUAAAUAAACUCCAAUCACCUAUAAUACGGUACCGGUGGUAAUAGGGGUUUUUGCAGGUGGAGCCGGGGAACGCACAGGCGAAGAGGUAAAGUAGGUGUAUGCAAAAGAUAAGCUUUUGGGAGUGCGUGGUUGUAAUUUCAAUGGUUGAGAAAUAGUUGCGCUAAUCCCUAACCCUAACCUUUAACCCUAACCACAACUCCUAAGCAUAACCCCCAACCAUAAGUACUAAUUUUAACCCUUAACCCCAACCCCAAUAAUGCUGUGCCCAUCAGGCGGGACUACCAAAUCACAUCUUGCCCAAAUUUUAUUUUGAGGUUGGGUUUAACAUAAUAAAAUACGUAAAAUCCGAUGGCGACCAUUUUUUCACUAUAUGAAUUUCCCAAUGAAAACGACGCAACAACACCCACCAAAAUAAUUUGUGGUGUUCAUUAGAAUGUUUUAGAUAUUCAAAAUUUCCAGUUUUGGUUCGGGAGAUUUCGAUCAGACGAUUUGAGCCUUUCUGAUGUCCAUCGUCUGAAAAGAACAGUGGAACCAGGCAACGAAACUCCGCGCGUAACUGUUGAGGCAGAUCCUCAUCAGACCACCAAGGAAUUAGCAGAAAAACCAAAUUAGUCCUAGUAUGCUGUUCAGAAUCAUCUUCGGCAGAUAAAGGAGGUUAUUAGCUAGGGUUUGGUUGGGUCUCACGCCAACUUUCAAUGGCAAACAAAGCCCACCACUCCAAAAUCUGUAACAUUUUAUCAAGUAAACAAGCGAGGUAACUAUUACUCCGUCGAAUUGCCACUGCGGAUGAGAAAAGGAUUUUUUACGUUAACAACAAGCGCGGACAUCAAUGGCUUUCUAGAGGUCGGACACCAGUUCUUACGUCAAAAUCGAGCCCAUGCCUCAAGAAAGUCUUGCUAUUUGCUUGGUGUGGUAUGGUGGCAUACUUCACUUGGAGUUGCCAGAACGAAACCAGAUUGUAAUAGAAGAAGUCCACUGUCAGCAAUUAGAACGUUUGAACCAAACUCUUGCCGUUAAACGUCCAAAGUUCCGCUAAAGAAUUUAUUAUUAUACAUGAAAACGCGAGGCCGCAUUGUGGUCGACAGACUUAAAACCAGAUCCAAGGUUUAGAUUGGGAUCUUUUGAUCCACCGGCUUUAUUAUCUGAUUGAACUUAAAAUGAUUAUCGUUUGUUCAGAUCUUUGCAGCAUUUCUUGAGCGGAAAAACAGUUUGAAAUGUCGAUGCUUUUAAAACUAGACUUUCGAUAUUAUUCUUAUAAAAACAGACCUUUAACAAAGAUGGUAUAGAGAAGUCAGUUUCAAGAUGGGCAGCACUGGAUCAAAUAAUAGCAGUUAUAAUACUGAUCAAAACAUAAAGCGUCUUCUACUAAAAAGUUCCUUGUCAUUCACUAAAAAGCGACAUUAGUUUCUGGUAUCCCCAGUAGUUGCGGAAUGUUUUUCAGUUUCCAUAUAUAGCAAAUAGAGUCUUUAAGAAAGCAUGUCAAAUCUUAUUCCCUUUAAAUAUUUUUUAUAAUGAUUCUUCUUUAUGAAAUCCAAGUAUUAACGGCAUAUUACAGAUUAGUAUAUUAUAAAGGUGUCUAUCUUCAUAGGCGCAUGUUCUGGUGGUUUUUAAAGUAAAUGGUAUGCCUUCCUUCUGAGAAAGUGUUACUUCACUGCAAGUUGUCUAGAAACGCCUGUGCACAUACCACAGCAGGGUGGAUUCUAGAAUGGUGACUUGCUCGUGAUCGCAUCAUCAUCUUCUUCUGAACUGCUCCUGGAAAUCGCCUUUUCGCCUCUAUACGAAUUAAGUUGCGUUGCUAGUAGACUGACGCAGCAUCUACCGCAUCCACUCUCCUCCUUCAUCCGCCUGGACACAGCCUCAUGACAGAGUCAAAAGACCGGAGGCGGAAGAGGGAGCAGCGGCUAACGGAGCCAAAUACCCCACUAUGCAUGCCACACAUCCCUGGUCCGUGCAAGAUGGCGCAGCUUUUCACACAAACAAGAGAGGAGCGGCUCAGGUCCCAUUUGAGUGGGAGUACUAUAGACGGCACAUUGAGAAGGAGUCAUUGCAACCCGACUCUCCGUCCUGAGAGGACCGAGUUAUGCCUUUAGUAAACCGCCUUCCAUGCCAUGAACACUGGCGUACCAUGAUAGUUUAAAGACGCGUCAAACUGUCUAUCUUGGGAAAUGUACGCUGAAUGCCGUGGCGGCACCGCCCCCAGAGUCGACCUCAGCCGCUAUUCCCUCUUGCACCGGUCCACUGUCUGAGUUGGUCAGUCAUCUGACGGGGGGGAUUGGGCGCAGCUUAAACGCCCGUCUGCGUGUACAUACCCGAUGUGAUGCUCGCAAAACACCAGGUUUUCACAUAAAAGCCGUGGGCAUUGCAAACAAUGCUAUCUUUUUGAAAACAGUGUUAGGGUGUCCGUUCAAUGUUUUGGCAUUUUGAGCGUAUGCUGCGAGUGUAAAAGCUGCUAUAAAAUUAAUCCAAUAAGAAGCAUUGUGUAUAAAGCAAGAUAUUCGAGUCUUCCAACUGUAACUCACCGCAGUUGCUUAGCUUGCGCUGUCUUUUACACUCUGCAUUUCUACUUCUAAUAAAGAAGAGGAGAAAAUUUUCUACAAUGGAGGACAACCAUCCUACAACAUAUCGCAUAAUCACUACCAUUACCAUAACUGUUACCACUGUCAUGGAUUAAGAUAAAAUUUAAAGACACAAAAUCCAUGCCCGCAAAUGUCAUGCAAGUUCGCUUUUAAUAUUUGCCAAAAUAUGCAUUUACAUCAAAACGCGGUUAGAAAGUGGAUCCAGAUCAGAUGCGUGCAAAAGAUGACUUUUUAAGUCUUUACGGUCGUCCAGAGCGAUGGUAAAUCUUCGAUAAUCAGGAAACUCGGCCCAUCCUUCUAGUUUUCAAGACCGGCACAAAAAUCAAAAUGAGAACCUCCCCGCAGAGUUUGAAAUAUUACCUCUGUCUUUCCUUUUCUUCCCUCGUUGCUCACUUGGCUCUGUAUUACACAGGCUUUACAAAUUUUAAGGCAGAGUGCAGAUUUAUUUUGCUGAGGGCAACCCUUCAAGGAUACGAAUAAGUUCCCUUCGGUUGCCGCUGAAAUGACAGCCGAUAUUGUCAUCCCUGGAAAAAACAUAUUUUACUGGAUUCUUCAUGUGUUUGAGUUAACUCUUGCAGCCCGAAUUAUCUAUUGAAGGAGCAUUUUGCCCAAAAUACCCAACAAUGGCAAACGAUCAACGACUAGUAGAUGGUGUUAGACGACAGAGAAGAACUAUAUCUCAGAAAAAAAUCUAACUUCCUUUUGAAUCUUCCUGGAAAGCCAAUAAUUAUCUUAAACUGAGUAUUUCGUUAACAGAUCUAAGGAUGCCCAUGAACUACAGGGACCGAAAGUCAUGUUUACCUACGUCAACUUGAUCCAUUACGUGAAAAAUCUCAGGCAUUAUUGAAUUGAGUCCUGCGAGGGAUAAACUACCCGAUCCGGCUUGGCUGUUAUAAGAGACAAAAACAUUGAAUCUUACCUUGGGUCUCUGUCUAAAGUGUUUAUAGAAAGGUCUCCAGGAGGUCUGGCUGAUGGUUAAAGCAUGCCCUAUAAGAUUAUCCAGUUCCUCAUAAUUAUAGCAAACAAUAUUUUAGAUGAUAUUCUCAGACAAGUGCAGUUAAGAACUGCUAUUUCACGAAACCCUUUGUCUGUUUACUUUCCUUGAUUUUAAACUAGGAACAAAAAUAGAGGUUAGAAAGAGAGGCAUACAUUCCUUUGAAUCUUUUAUCUACGAAACAUAACCAACACCUUCAAGUGUUUCGUUUCUUUAUCGGUUUCCGGGCGGUUUAUAUGAUCCAGACAUAAAUAAGAGACUUUGAAUGUUACGGUUUUUGAAGAGUAAUUGUGUUCGAGGAAAGAAAAACGUCCGAAGCCCUGCUCUGUACGAGACUCAGGAACUCGCCCUUACCAAUGGUCAAAGAAUGGGCCAAGAUAUGCAGAAAAGUGAAAAAUAACAAUUUUAUUCGUUCCCACUGUACUCCCCAAGCAGACCAAUGUAGGUCAGUCAGGUUGUCGACGGGUACAAGUCGACUCCCGAGAAAUUCCCUAAACGAAAUAAUACACUACCAGACUGGAUAAAAAUUAAAACACCGGAUUUCUUAUUACGCUUGUCCAGACUUUGGUUCCAAAAGCAUCGUCAGAAUCUUUAUAUUUGUCAUUGCAACUUUGUAUAGCUGAAAAAAUUGAGUUGCACAUACAUUGAUUUGUUGUGCCCUUAAGAUUUCACGUUUUAAGUUUUCAAUCGCUGUAAGAAGCCGGAUCAGUUUAAAGCACAAAUGUUCCAGCGGCUUUAAAAGUGUUCAUUAUUACUGACCUGAACAACGACUGUAAUAGGCAAAACAGAGUGCAUCACAAGCCUUCACUUUUUUGCGUUUUAUUGUGGAUACCAAAGUGGUUAGUAUUUCAUUUACUAGUUUCACGUACUGUAAAUUAUGUCUGCCAUUUUUUUGGUAGUGAUCUGUAUGAGAAGCAAGACCAUAUCUGCAUAAUAUUUCUUUGUAUUCGGUUAUCUUGCCAGCUUUCUCGUGACGCCGUCUAAUUAAAUUAAUCUGUUCUAUUUCGGCGUGCUCCGUAGGACGUAUGUCUGUUUGCCACGCCAAUUUUAAAAGCACGUUAAGACUCACUCCUUCGGGUUUUACUCCGAGAGCAGUUUUCCUUAAUACUUACUUGCUACUAAAAUCCGACAGAGUAAAACUUUUCGAUACUGUGCUGGUGUAAGUUCGUAUUUUUCAGGUGCGCUCAUUACCACAUUGUUGGGUUUAAAAUAUCAUCCUCGAUCUUAUGAAUUGUUUGAAAUCCUCUGAUCUCUCAAGGGACAACCCUGACAUACUGAAGUCUCGAGUUGGACUUUUUCCUCAAAGUCUUGAAACAAAAAGGGAGAUGAACUGGGUCUGAAAGAGACAAUAAAAGAUAAGGUGGAUUUCGAUUCACUGAAAAGCAUUGGUUCAAAGCGCCUUGGCCAGAUUAUGAAACCGCUCAUCCUAUCCUAAUCGUAUAUUGGUCUUUCACAUCGUGUUCGGAGGAAGGUAAGUAAGGAGGCCAAAAAACAAAUUCGUUUAGCGGGCAUCAACUAUAUUCUCGAUUAAUAAUUUUUGUCCAAGAGUUAUCUUUGCCGUGAUAUACGCUAAAAUCAGAAUAAUAAUUUUGUGUGUAUGCAUAUUUGUUGAAUAAAAAUGACUCAAGGACUGUCUUGAAGGAAAUAUCUAGUUCAUCUUCACAAGCCAUCUUUGUAUAUCUCAGUCGAGAAAAAUACGCGUAGUUAAAAGUCAACCCUGCAAUUUAUUGCCUAAAAUAAAGUGAUUGCCUUCUGUAAACCGUGUUUAGACGCUCUCUGUAAGUAUGCUGUCUCCACAAAAGCCCAGCCUUCUAAUUUCGUUGAGUAAUGUAUCAUUUUAUGAGUGAUUCUGUCUUCACAGCCAGUAUACUCACAGUAGCAUGGAAAAUGAUUAUCACUGCACACGAAUACCUCGUAAUUUUAACGGAUUGCACAAUACUUAAAAUAUCAGCAAGUACUACAAUCUCUGAAUUUAAUUACUGAUAAUUUAUCGAAAGCUAUAGGCGUAAAACACUUGUUUCUGACACGCGAGAAUUAUGUCACUGAAUUUUUUCACCACUAAAGAGGAUUUCGGCAGGUAUUAAUUACGUAACACUGCGGUGAUAGGCAUUUCGAGAAACACUGGAGCUAGGAGAAAACCCUCUAGAAAAUUAAUAAUUUCGUUGUAGAACCCCGAGCUCUUCUCAACAGCCUCUGUGAGGCCUGUUCGUUUGCUAAUGUAUGGGAAAUUGGGGGGCUAAGAUCACGAGCGGCAGUGAACGUGUGGUUGGGAGGCUACAAACAAUAGAUACAAUUGGGAUAAUGAGGUCCCAAACUACGUUCCCAGGCAGUGAAUAGGAGGGAAAAGGAGAAGCGCGGUUAUGAGCAUGUCCCCUGUAGGUGGGAUUGCGUUUAUUGUGCCGGUAAAACAAGAGAGUGGUAUGUUGCGAAGCGACCGAUGAGAUCUUCUCGUAUGCCUUCCCAGUGCCUAUUGACGUCAAGAUGACAAUUACUCCUAUCGGUGGCGGAAAUCAGAGCCUUGAGAAAUGCUUGGAGAAUAGCUGGGGAUCUGCCGAUAACUUCGACGAUUUCAAAAUAAACAAGAUCACCACUUUCUAGUGAAGAGACUUGCCUCAACGGAAAGUUUGUCCAUAUUUGGUGUCGCGAAUCGCAGUGGUAGCAUACAUGUAAGCACAACCAACGCAUUGACUGCUCAGGGCAAUGUUACUUUGUUCAUUCUUUGGUUUGCCGGUUUGGAAACCUGAUGUUGCUUUCUGUAGUAAUAGUACAUGCUUGUGUGCGGUGCAAAUAGUAACACUUCGAAGGUGUCUUGAGGUAACUGCAAAAACACCUUUUAGGCGUGGCUGGGAUAGGAAUUUUUCUGUCCGUCCUUAAUCUAUGGUUCUCCCGCCCAUGGCAGUUUUUCCUGAAACUUGUCAAAUGUCCACUACAUGUCAUUAGGUGGUAAAGAUAAUUCACUUUUAUUUAAAAUAAAUUUUAAUCUCUACAAUAGACAAAAAAGAGAAGAGUGUUCCUAAGCACUUGCUUCUGUGAACGAUGGAAUGUUUGCCUUUGUGGCAGAAAAAUAUAUCGACAAUGGUGUCUUUCUCAUGAAAGCCCUUCGUCAUUAUAUGUCUGUCGACAGGCAUUUUAGGCCUAAUCAUUUGACAACGGACUUUACCAAAAUGCACGCUUUAACGUCUGGUAUAAAUUUCCGGCCUCGUUCCUCUUUGUGACGACAAAGGCGUUGUUGAGAUACCAGAACCAGGAUUUUGGUACAAUUUUUUGGUCGAUUUUUUGUCAAGGUUUAGUCCCGCAGCCACACUUGACGGAUGUCAUACGGUCACCCUACUAACUUAUUUUAGUAGGUGAAAUUACGUUAAAGUAAUGUUAGUGGCACUGUUCUAUCUCCCAAGUGACUAUGCGAUCACAUUCCUUCCUAAUCUAGCGAGUGGCUAGGCUGCGUGCGUCAACGGCUCUACUCCUUUCCGGUCCCACUCCAGUGAGUGCGCACGUACAGGUUACGUCACCGGAGGUGCUUCAGCGGGGCGCAACGUACACGGUACCUUUAGGAAGGAUGCCGUUGACGUAUCAAGCUAAAUUUCACUAAUACAUUACGUUACUAGACAACUUCGCGGGGGACGAUUGCUCGGUGAUGUACAUGGGUCGGGCUUCCGAAAAACGCAGAAUAUCCGUUUCCGUGUGCUACUUUUCUGCUGCAUAUUCACCUGCGUUUUCAUUAUCAGCGUUAUAGAUCAACGUACUGGUCCGUUUGCUAAGACGUUUUCAGCACUGUUUGUUGACCGUCAUUAACUGGAUACGAUUACCAUUCGUGGCUUAGGAAAGUUUCCCCCGAUUUGCUCCACCUCGUUCGGGAAUGCCUUCAAGCACACACCCUGCCAAAUGCUGUAUCAUUCCACGGCUGUGGUGCGGUUUUUGCCCUCGGAGGUCCCACCGAGAAUAUCCAGGCAGGUUUUCAUCAUUUUCGUUAUUGCCAGCGUAAUUUUGUCAAACACCACCUCAGUCAGAAUCGGUAUCUCUAUCUAUCCUGAAAAUAGGAGGUCUAGCUUAAACACAGUUCUUCUAUCGCAAUCUCAAUCGCUCAGAUGAAUCCAUUCCAAACUUUCUUGGGGUGUGACCAGUUCAGAUCAUGCUGAGUAUUUUCUAUAGCGUUCAUUCAAGAACCUCAAGAACCUGUAAGAUAUGUCUGGGGUGUAGGGGUGUCCAGCGGUGGGUUCAUGUGAUGGUCGUAGUGGUCGCUCACUUGCUUGCAGGUGAGACUACGCCUAGCGGCCAUUUGCUUGCACCCAACUCUCACCUGUGGCUCCACGAAGCUGGGCUCUGCUCAGCGGCCACACCCCGGGCAACCGUCUCGACCAGCGGGCUAAACCAGGUGAGGGCGCUGUGCGCUCGUGCCGCGUGCACAGUGUACUGCGGACUCCGCUGGAUGGAUGGUCGGAUGAAAAACUGCGCCGGCAUCGUCGAGACGAGGCUCUGCCUGGUACGCCGUUGGACAACUGCUGCCGGGACGGGUCUCCGCAUCGCCUUCGCUGAGACGCGCCCACCCUCGCCGACGGAGACCGCGGACUCACGACCUAUGCGGUCGUUCUCCACUACACACACAAAAGUCGUGGCCCCAUAGUGGGAUUCGGUCGCGCCAACCAGGCACAUGGGCAGCCCGAUUCAGGGGCGACACUGCCUGCCCCCACGAGGAGAAGGGCCCAGAAAGGUUGACCUAAAAAAUGCUGGGUACCAUGCCGUCUUCAGGCUAGCCAGGGCCGCAGACGUCUAAUCAUGGUCAAAACACUCAAAAUCGAAACAACAACAAUACCAAUAACAACAACAACCACACUCAGUCUCCUCAUCCUACCUCUUCUAUCUCUUCCUCUGCCUAUUCUUCUGCCUUUUCUUCUCCUUCGUCACCUCCUUCCCACCUCCUUCCCGUGGCCCCACUCGUUGUCCCCCGACUGGCAGGGGGAGCCCGCUCACUCUGGCAGCCUGGAAUGUUCGUUUCCUUUUAGACAAUCCGAGGAGCAACCGACCGGAGCGGAGGACGGCUCUAGUGGCACGAAAACUCGCCCGCUACAAGGUGGAAAUCGCCGCACUCAGCGAGACCCGAUUCUCCGAUCAAGGCCAACUGGAGGAGGCAGGUGCCGGCUACACCUUCUUCUGGGGUGGUCGGCCAAGGCCACAGCGACGAGACGCGGGCGUCGCCUUCGCCAUUCGGAACGACAUCGUGGGACGACUGCCCAGUCUGCCGCAAGGCAUCAACGAUCGUCUGAUGAGCCUCCGCCUGCCUCUCUGGGGAGGCAAAUUCGCCACCAUCAUCAGCGCCUACGCUCCGACGAUGACCAACCCUGACGCCGUCAGAGACAAAUUCUACGAGGACCUGCACGCCCUCUUGGCGACUGUGGCGAAGGCGGACAAGUUGAUUGUCCUUGGCGACUUCAACGCCCGCGUCGGCACAGACCAUACUGCCUGGAAAGGAGUGCUGGGUCCCCACGGUCUCCGCGGCUCAAACGACAAUGGUCUGCUGCUUCUCCGCACCUGCGCAGAACACCGCCUCAUCCUGACGAACACGUUCUUCUGUCUGCCGGGGCGAGAGAAGGCCACCUGGAGGCAUCCUCGGUCGCGUCAGUGGCACCUGCUGGACUAUGUCCUCGUCCGGAGGCGAGAUCAGCGGGACGUGCUGGUGACGAAGGCGAUCGCGGGUGCUGACGGGUGGACCGACCAUCGCCUCGUCCUCUCGAAAAUGCGUAUUCGCCUACAGCCUCACAGGAGACCACAAGGUAAGCGACCCCCGGUAAGCUGAAUGUUGCCUUGUCGUCUUUGCCCGCUCACCAUCUUCAUUUCAGCAAUGAGCUAGCUCAAAGGCUAGACAACCUUCCUAUCGCUGCCGACGCCGCCGCUGCCGAGAACGCCUCUGUAGAGUACCGCUGGUGUCAACUGCGAGACACGGUCCAGUCGACGGCACUCGCCGUCCUCGGUCGCGCUCCCCGCCAACACCAGGACUGGUUCGACGACAACGACGCCGCCAUCAGAAAUCUGCUUGUUGAGAAGAUCGCCUACACAAAGCCUACGUAG